Molecule: messenger RNA, 3549 nt
Organism: Enterobius vermicularis (human pinworm)
Lineage: Eukaryota; Metazoa; Nematoda; Chromadorea; Rhabditida; Oxyuridae
Source: the annotation of a GenBank genome assembly
AUGUAUGAUUGGGAACAACGUCAGAUGUUAAAUUUGAAAACCUACAGUACAGUUAAAUUGCCUGAAGACAUCGAGAGGUUGAGCGUGGAUUCAACUGGUGUCGAUCAGAUUGAGUGUUCUGGUAGAGAUUUUUUGAGUAAGUGGUGUAUGAAACAGCUUUUUUUAAAAGGCGAAUUCGCUGUGGGGGUUUUUUUAAUAGAAGGACCGCAGAACAUUCCUAGUAGAAAGAAAGAUCUUGCGCAAGGAACACUAGAUGUUCAAAAGCCAGACAUGUCUGAUGGGGAUAAUAGGUUCCUUCGAGAAAGCUCCACAGAUUCUGGAAACAUUAGCGAAUCAGUAAAUCAUGAGCAGAAGGUUAUAAUGCUGAAGCUUAAAGAAUUACUUCGAGGUUUUUUAGAAGGUCCCCAUCACUUAAAAAGUUAUUGGUUACAGAAGAGUGAGGUUUAUGUGCAGUUAUUUGUGUUUCAUAGCUGGGAAAUCAGAACUGUAACAUCAACAUCUUUGCUCAACCUCAUCUUUGUUCACGUAAACGUUACUUUAAUAACCUGUUUUAAACAGGAUGGUGGUGCGGUGGUCUCGGAAUUGGGAACAUUCAGUAUGAAACGUAGAGGUCGAGAAAGAACAUCUCAGGAAGAGGACAGUUCUGAAGACACUGUACAGUCAAGCGAACGUGAUGAUGAGAGGUCUACUAAAAUUAGAAGAAAGAAGCGUCGGUAUGGAGCGAGUCAGUUUAUUUUGGACGAUGUUGAAGUUGAUGAUGAGGAAGAGGAAGCGAUAAGUUCGGAGGAAGGGGAAGAAAUGGGGAUUGAUCCUCAAGAGAGAGAGGAGGCAGAAAGAAUGAUGCGUCACCAGGAAGAAAUUUCAUGCGAGAGGAGGAGCCACAAUUUUUUUAGUGAUAUGAGCGAAGAGCAAAUUGAGGAAUAUUUCAAACAGAAGUACGGGAACCAGGCUAACGGUGCACAGACUACUUUUGAAGAGUCCGAUUGUUUUGGAAUUUCACACCAGGCACUGUUGCCUUGUGUGAAAGACCCAAGGAUAUGGAUCUUGAAAUGUCGAGUUGGAGACGAAAGGGAUAUUGUUCUGAAGCUUUUGAGGAAAACGUUUGGGUUAAUGAAUAGUGAUAAUCCAAUACAAAUCAAAAGUUGCUUUGUAAAAGAAGGGUUAAAAGGUUUUGUCUAUGUUGAAGCUUUCAAGCGGUCCCAUGUUUUAACUGCGGUAGACGGCAUUCCUGGUUUGAAUCCGUAUAGUCUGAAGAUGGUGCCUAUAGAAGAAAUGCCAGACUGUUUGAAAGUCGUGAAACGUUCAUUAGGACUUAAAAACGGCGCGUAUGUCCGAGUGCUUCGGACAAAGUACAAAGAUGAUCUAGCGCAGGCAUGGUUCUUUUUUGUUGAUCUCGUCGAUGUCCUGCAAAAUCGUGUUUAUCUAAAGCUUAUUCCUCGAGUUGACUACAUGAGGAGGAGGGGAGUGUUGAAGGAUAGGGCAAGUACUAAUUUCGAAGAAGUAGGUGGCGAAGUGACAACAGAUGGAGAUUUCUACAGUUUUGAAGGCGAUCACUAUCGUGAAGGGUUUUUGUACAAAUGGUUUCCUGUUGAUGCGAUAAAGAUUGAGGAUGUUGAGCCCAAAUUAGAAGAGUUGGAAAUGUUCCUCGAAAUGAACGGGGAGUUGAAAAGUGAAUGUGAGUUUGAUGAACAGUUACCUUUCUGGCAUUAUGUCAUCAUUUUCGGUCUAUAUUCAGUGGAGUCGGUAAAAAUCCCUUCUUUGGCAUCAAAGUUUGCGCCUGGAGAUGCAGUUGUAGUUGCUGAGGGUGAGUUGAUGAACUUGCGCGGUCGCGUCCAGAGCUGCGAUGGAAAGAAAGUUCUUAUAGCUCCAGAUCAUGAAGAUCUAAAAGAUUCGCUAACUUUUGAUGCAAGUGAGUUAAAGAAGUAUUUCAAAGUGGGUGAUCACGUGAAAGUGAUGCAUGGCAAGUAUGAGGGUGAAACCGGAUUCAUAGUCAGGGUGGAAGAGAACAAUAUUAUUUUUGUCUCGGAUCUGACCUUGAAUGAGGCUCGUUGUCAUGAACAUUUUAAGAUUACGGUCCUCCCACGCUUCGCAGAAAUCUGUUCUAACAUUGCUUCUGGGGUUGCAAGUAAUGGAAAUUUCCGUUAUUUGGACUUAGUAAAUUUGGACCAGCAUACUGUAGGGUGUAUUGUCCGUAUUGCGAAGGACCACUUUGACAUAUUGUCAAUGCAUGGAAAGGUUGAGCUUAGUCUCAUUGAAUAUAGUUGUUCAAAGUGUUUUUUGCAUUACAGACGGAUUACUCUUGUAGUUCAGUUGGCACCACAAGCCAUACGAGGAAGGCGAGAUUCUACCUAUGCUCAAGCGCUCGAUAAGGAGAACAAUAGUUUGCAUGUCAAAGAUAUGAUAAAAGUUGUUGAAGGCCCAUAUGCAGUUGAGGGUGGCGAAGAACACCAGCAGGGUGAAAUAUUACAUCUUUAUCGGUCAUUUGCCUUUGUUCGUUUACGUAACAAGUUGGAGAACGGUGGCAUAGUUGUUUGUAAACCUCGACACUUGCAACUGAUAGGAGGUAAAGAUACACCAGUUUGGAUUCUUUCAAACCGUGUUAAUUCGGCACUAAACAGAACUCCCGAAAGCAGUUACCGUUCAUCACCUGCUUCGACAAGGUCGGUUAUUCAGAGGGAUUCUUCGUAUGCCUAUGGGUCCGCAACCCAAGAUAAUUGGAGGGCUCAAAAAGUUCGUCGUGAUAAUCAGUUGAUCGGUAAGAAUGUGCGGAUUAUACAAGGACCAUUGAAGGGCUAUUUUGGUAUCGUAAAGGAUUCAACGGACCAAACUGCUCGCGUUGAGUUGCAUACGAAUUGUAAAACUGUCAGCGUUGACCGGUCGAGAUUACAAAUUGUUGGGUUUACGAAUGGUUUCCAAGUUUUCGAGCCUGCAACUUACGGAACACCGACAAGCGAUUCUGGGCGAACUCCAAUGUAUGGAGGUGAUGGGAAGACACCUAUGUAUGCUGAUAGGUCACCGUAUAAUCGUACGCCGUCAAGCAGCCAUUCUCCGGAAUAUAUUAGUAGUUCUGCUUGGGACCCAAAAGUUACGAGCCCGCUUAGAUACAAUGUUGUCUCAACUCCACUGGAUUCUUUGAGUGCUGAUUCAGCCACCGACAGGAUUUUCAGUGAUAUGGGUUUGGUGAAUGAUGUAGAGAAUGCUUUGCUGCCAGAUGACUGGGUCGAUGUUGAAAUGAUUGUUCGUUUCAAAAGCAACUAUUCGAAUCCAAACCUUCAUGGACUGGAGGGAACUGUUAGAUCAGUUGUCAGAGGGGAGAAGCAGUGCAAUGUUUACUCGUUUGAUCUUGAUGACGAAGUCUCUGUGAAUUUCAACGAGAUCCUUCCAGUCGAACCAAUGGAAGGUGACAGGGUCAAAGUUAUAUUUGGUGUCGAGGCAGGACGCGCUGGCACCUUUGUUUCAAGGGAUGGAACUGAAGUUAUAAUUGACGACGAAUUAGGCAACAGCAUUUCUGUGCACGUGGAACAGAUAUGCAGAAUGGAAAAUGCGUGA